UGCAUUAGUCGUUAUCUUGGCGUGCAGCGCGAUAAAUACCUCAAUACAAUCUUAAGCUCAAAGUAGACGAUUUUGAUUUAUCAAAACUACAUUUUAUUUCUGUUCUUUUUUUUUUUGGUUUCGUUGUUUGUUUUGAAUGAGUGGCUCAAUCGUAUACAAUUUUUGGGCAGCCACUUAGUAUUUAAACACGGCGUGCAGAAUCCCGAAUCAACUCAUUCCUCCCAGGACUUCGAAGAAGAUAGUUCAUACAGCCGUGACUGCUGCUUAAGAUUUUGUAGUUUUUAAACCAAUAUUUUCGAAAAUCAAUCCUCAGAUAGAAUUCACACACAGUGGACGGACAUACAUUUUAAAAGUAACGAAUUUUGUUCUAAGUGCCAUAAAAGAAUUGGUGGAUUGAAUUUCUCGCGAGUCAGAAGCCGGACGAAACUCACAGUGUGCAGAAAAUUGAAGUGCCAGUUGAUCAUUUUCCAGUGUCUUACAUUUUUCAACACAACAUUUGCAAUUUAGUUUCCAAAAUGAAUUCAAUCAUUUUUAUUUUUUCGAUUUCACUCGUGAUAAGUGUAUUACUCGUUAACGCCGAUGAAGAUGGAAAAUAUGAUGCUCGCAGAUACAAUCAAAAUUCAGUUGACAAUCAACGUUACAAUAGCGGUGGAAAAUACAUAGCGAUGAACGACGGCAGAUACGUGCAUGUUUGGGACCAGCGAGAACUGGGAAAAUACCAUCACGUGCAUAUUCCAUAUACCGGCGGCUAUGGACCAUUCCUGAAUCCUUAUGAUCAUAUAAACAAUCCGUACCUUCAUGAGGUUCACGAUAGUGAUUACGAACACGUAAGUAGCUCGAGUGAAUACCACCCAUCUCAGCAUCCGUACAAUGCCCAAGGAUACGAGAUUCCAAAACCAGACAUACCCCUUGUUUACGGAUUUCCAAAUAUUCACUAUAAUGCACCAUUACAAUCCUCUCCAAACCUUCCCGUAUCAUCAAUACCAACCGAAACCAACCUUCUUCUUCUCGAUACACCAACCACCACGGAUGCUUCAUCAUCUCUCUUAGACAAUGAUAGCACCACUAUCUUAACCGGUGAUAGUUUGAAUGUUAGAAAAAAACGAUCAUUUAUUCAUUCACAGCCAAAACAGAUUGAAAUCACCACCACCGGUACAGCUCGACCACGCACACGUUACGAUGACGAAGGAAAAUGGAGAAUCAUUCGGCAAGAAGAAGACAAACAAGACAAAAAAUACGAUUACUUCUUCGAAACCGAAAACAAAAUUUUUGCACAGGAAGCCGGUAAAGUUGACGGAAAGGACAAAGCCAACGAAGGCACCAAAAACCAAGGCUGGUACCAAUAUGUCGGCGAUGACGGCAAAGUCUAUCGCGUUGAAUACGAAGCAGGAGAACAAGGCUUCAUUCCAAAGGGCGACCACAUUCACAAAGCAAUUCAAAAGCAUUUGGACAGCUUGAAGGAACGCAACCUGAUCUAAAUGCAACAAACAUAAUUUUUAGCUAUUUAAAUUUACAUCUUACGUACGAUGGCUUUUCCCUUCCGGUUUGAAAUGGAUGAAACGCAUACACGUUUAAUUUAAGGCGUCGAAAAAAAAAAUUGAUAGAAUUUUGUCUUUGUGAUAACUGAAAGAAUAUAUGGUAUCGAUGAGCAAAAGUCGAAAGAUCAUCCAAGAUAAUUCACGUAUUAAUAUAAACAUUUUCCUACAAUCCAUUUAUACUCACCCACAACACUAUAGUGUGUUUAGUUUCGCAAAUGCAAUUGUAAUUUUAAUAUUUGAACUAUUUCCCCCUUAACCCUCAUUACAUUUUUAUUCCAUUCGACGCAAUCAUUUUUCAUUGUCCCUUGACUACGCUGAAAUCGGUCGACAAUCAUGGCAAGUGAAUUCAUGAUUGCGAAGCACUUCUCAAUAAAAAAAAAAACUACGCUACAAAUAUACCGCGUGUAUCCCCUGCGCACGCUACGUUUAUACCAUUUUCACGCUUACGCUUAUUUUAUACAUAGUUUAAUACAGAGUCGAAGGUAUAUUUAAGGCAUAUUUUUAGCGUGAAUCGCAUGCAAAGCAUACGGAUAGAAUACUUUGACUUAGCGUAUUCUAUCCGUAUGCUUUGCAUGCGGUUCACGCUAAAAAUAUGCCUUAAAUAUACCUUCGACUCUGUAUUAAACUAUGUAUAAAAUAAGCGUAAGCGUGAAAAUGGUAUAAACGUAGCGUGCGCAGGGGAUACACGCGGUAUAUUUGUAGCGUAGUUUUUUUAUUGAGCUCGAAAGACGCGACCACCCCUUUCAACUUGUUCAUAUUGAUGCAUAUUUCCGUUCAGUUAUUUACAACAACAAAUCAGCAAGUGCAUUCAGAAUACAGAAACACAUGUUACACGGACGCAAUUCAAUAUUUUCCUCGAAUUCGCCACGAAAUUUAGCUGUUGUAUGAACGUUGAGUCGAGUCUUUGGACACCGUUAAAGGAGAAAAUGCAUUACAUCCCAAAUCAAAUUUCAAUUUUAGUAUAAUCAAAAUCACUUGUAAAUUAGUCAUUAGAGAAUCUGAGUUUAAUAAAAACAAAAACAAAAGACA
Molecule: messenger RNA, 2567 nt
Organism: Sitodiplosis mosellana (orange wheat blossom midge)
Lineage: Eukaryota; Metazoa; Arthropoda; Insecta; Diptera; Cecidomyiidae
Gene: Cpr49Ac
Exons: 8
Coding region: 516-1478 (320 amino acids)
Cellular component (GO): chitin-based extracellular matrix
Molecular function (GO): structural constituent of chitin-based larval cuticle
Source: RefSeq, a predicted model, not a curated record